This is a messenger RNA of Serpula lacrymans var. lacrymans S7.9, 2623 nucleotides long. RefSeq lists its product as uncharacterized. The record is from RefSeq and is a predicted model, not a curated record. Gene Ontology annotation, molecular function: oxidoreductase activity. The transcript has 19 exons. NCBI's taxonomy places the organism in Eukaryota, Fungi, Basidiomycota, Agaricomycetes, Boletales, Serpulaceae. Bases 1430 to 2461 code for a protein of 343 amino acids.
CUAUGCAUUCAUCACUUGCUACACUGCUAAACUUCUGGCUCACAUCAUCAUUGCAGAUCCUCGCUUGCGGUCAUAUGCAGAUAUAGGGCGGAAAGCAUUUGGACCCCGUUCUACGCUUCUGACUAGCGUGAUUUUCUGUCUUGAAUUGUUUGCUGUCAGUGUCGUGCUAGUCACACUAUCGGCUGAUUCACUAUAUUCCAUCUGGCCGCAACACUCUGUAAACACGUACAAGAUAAUGUCUCUUGUCAUCAUCAUACCCACCUUGUUUUUCCCGCUAUCAUUCCUAUCCUAUACAUCCAUGUUGGGCUUGGUGUCUACUCUGCUGAUCAUUAUUGUCAUUUUUGUCGAUGGAUUCACAAAGCCGGAUAGUCCAGGCAGUUUAUGGAGCCCUGCGCAAACGUCUUUUGGUCCAGGAAACUGGAGUCAGGUCGGAGUAGCUUUUGGGCUGUUGAUGGCUGGUUUCUCUGGGCAUGCAGUAAUACCCUCCUUGGCUCGUGACAUGACUGAUCCCUCGCAAUUCGACCAUAUGAUUAACUGGGCAUUUGUUAUCGCCACUUUUUUAUACACUGUCAUUGGUUACGCUGGUUACCUGAUGUUCGGUGUAUUCGUCCACGAUGAGAUUAGCAAAGACCUUCUAGCGACACAUGGAUAUAAUCCUUUGUUGAACGAGUUUGCCAUGUGGAUGCUUGUUAUCGCCCCGUUGUCUAAGUUUGCACUUUCGACCAGACCACUCAACAUGACGAUUGAAGUUUGGCUUGGUUUAGAUACAACACCUACCAUUUCAACUAAAGAACACCCCAGCCAGCAUAUCAGUGUCGCACAUACAGAGCUUUCUGCAAGUCGACACUUUCUGAACCGUGUUUUGACGGUUGUGGCGCGUAUCAUCUGCGCAUCUUUAUCGGUACUCGUGUCGAUCAUGAUCCCGGAAUUCAGUUCGAGCAUGGCCUUCCUCGGCUCGUUCUCUGCGUUCAUGCUAUGUGUAAUAGGACCAUUUGCUGCCAAGGUUGCUCUGGCUGGUCGGUGUACCCUUUUUGAUGCGGCGAUGUUGACGAUCGCAAUCAUUAUGGCGAUAUGGGGAACUGUAGCAGCUUUCUGGACUGCAUGAGCGAGGGACUGCGGAACACUGUCGAUCUCUGCCCUGCGUUUUGUUUCUCUCAAGAGGGAUCAGAAGAUCUACUGUCUAGAUAUAGGAUGAUGUACACGUACUCCACUGCAGCCUAUCUGCUUAUUUUCUUACUCAUUUUGCAUGCCAAACCUGGUACCGUUUGGUCACUUAAAAGCACCGAAGGAGGACCCGCACAGUUAAAUUGGCCUCGACUUACAGAUUGUGUGCCCUACUACAAACAAUAUAUCCCUCAAGCCAAACUCCUCCGUAUAUAUAUAUACCCCACAUGGCUGCAGAGACCUAACAUAUUAGCACGACCCCACCAUGUCCAUCCCCAAAUCCACCCGUGAAUACCGCAGCCAGGGCGACGAAUAUAAGAAUUUGAAGCUGCAGGAUUCUCCCCUUACUCAGCCCAAAGCUACAGAAGUUUUGCUCAAGGUUCAUGCCGUCUCGUUGCAGUACCGUGACCUUACGGUUUCCAAGGGUCGCUAUCCCAACCAAAAGAAAAAUGACAUUCCUUGCUCCGACAUGGCCGGUGAGAUCAUCGCAGUAGGCCAGGACGUCAAGAACUACAAAGUCGGUGAUCGUGUAUGCCCAAACUUUGCCCUCGACCACAUCCACGGAGACCCCACAAAAGAGAGUCAAGCGACAGGUCUCGGAGGCCCUAUUGAUGGUGUCUUGAGAGAGUACAUCAAUGUACCUGUUCACUCGCUCGUACGUGUGCCGGAGCACCUAUCAUAUGAAGAAGCUUCGACUUUGCCAUGUGCCGCGUUGACAGCAUACAACGCCCUUAUGGGCCCAGUUCCCGUCAAAGGGGGUGAUUAUGUUCUCGUACUCGGCACUGGGGGUGUCUCAAUCUUUGGUCUCCAGCUAGCGAUUGCUUCAGGAGCUAUUGUCAUUGCCACCUCUUCAUCCGAUGAGAAGCUCAAGAUAGCUAGCAAACUCGGUGCCAAACAUGUCAUCAAUUACAACAAAACUCCGAACUGGGAUGAGGAGAUCCUCAAAAUUACUGACGGUAGAGGUGUGGACCACGUUAUCGAGGUUGGCGGUUCUGGGACAAUUGGGAAAUGCGCCAAAGCGGCAAAAUAUGCUGGAUGCAUCAGUAUAAUUGGAGUCGUCGCAGAUGGCAGUGAAGGUAUCAACAUUCGAAGUGCGAUUGGCAAAGCUCUCAUCUAUCGCGGAAUCCAGAUCGGGUCGGUCAAGCAAUUUGAAGAUAUGAACCGCCUCAUCACGGCUCAUCAGAUCCAUCCUGUCGUCGACAAGGUGUUCUCGUUCGAGAAAGCUAUUGAUGCUUAUGCCUAUCUCGAGUCGCAGAAGCAUGUAGGAAAAGUCGUCAUCAGGGUGUCGCAGAAUUGAGUCGGAUGGGUCGGAGGAGAAAGGAGUGUUUUCUAUACGAAUAUUGAAUCAAUAUUAUAUUGCAAACAUGCUAGUUUAUAUACUAAAGAUUGUAUGUGAGAACAUGAUCUGCAUAGUUUCUGACCACCUAGCAUCAACGAAAUCUGAUUUUUAUGAUAUGAG